AUGCUACUAAAUGCACCCUUUCGAAGCACGCUUCGAGGCUCGAAUGUCAAGCAGUGGGCACUGUCUUUCUCGCCCAAGACAGUCGCAAUGAUGCGAUACCUGCGCACAUCUUCCACGAAAAUCAAGUCUGAUACACCUUCCAUGUCAUUAGAAAAGCAGAAGACCGGAGACGCUGGUUAUUUAUUGACGAAGGCCGAUGAAUUGAUCAACUGGGGGAGACAAGGAUCACUUUGGCCUUUAUCUUUCGGUCUUGCCUGCUGCGGUAUUGAGAUGAUGCAUACUUCAAUGCCUCGUUACGAUCAGGACCGACUGGGUAUCAUUUUCCGUGCUUCACCUCGGCAGGCAGAUGUCAUGAUUGUGGCUGGUACAGUAGUCAACAAAAUGGCACCAGCAGUGAGACAACUUUACGAUCAGAUGCCCGAGCCUCGGUGGGUGAUCAGCAUGGGCAGUUGUGCGAAUGGCGGAGGAUAUUAUCACUACAGCUACAAUGUGCUGCGUGGGGUGGACCGAAUCGUACCAGUGGACAUAUAUGUGCCCGGAUGUCCACCAACCGCAGAGGCUCUUCUGCAAGGUAUCUUUCUUCUUCAAAAGAAGAUGCAGCGGACGAAGGUGACGAGGAUGUGGUAUAGGCGCUAA
Molecule: messenger RNA, 636 nt
Organism: Penicillium soppii
Lineage: Eukaryota; Fungi; Ascomycota; Eurotiomycetes; Eurotiales; Aspergillaceae
Product: NuoB/complex I 20 kDa subunit family protein
Exons: 2
Coding region: 1-636 (211 amino acids)
Biological process (GO): aerobic respiration; mitochondrial respiratory chain complex I assembly; electron transport coupled proton transport
Molecular function (GO): NADH dehydrogenase (ubiquinone) activity; quinone binding; 4 iron, 4 sulfur cluster binding
Source: RefSeq, a predicted model, not a curated record